AUGGAAAUCGAGGAGAAGCCGCGAAAAUUGCACAAAGUGAGCGAGGCAGUCAAGAAAUGGUGCAAUAAAUAUCUACUAGAAGGUCAGAAUAUCGAUGAAGAGCAUGCGGUGAAAAUGGAGGCUUUACCGGAAAACCCCUCCUGCUCGCAGUUGAUUUUUAUCAAAUAUCGAAAAUUUGUGGCGAUGCUCAUUCCGUUCGUCAUUGUUGAGACACUGUGGUGGUCAGUCGCCAUCCGCUACAACUUUUUCCGAUAUUACCCGAAUUACUGGGAGAUGCCGCUGACAAUGGUGUUGGGCGCAUUCGUCGGCGGGAUGACGUCGGAAGGCGCCGGCGCCGUUGCAUUUCCCGUCAUGACACUCGCUCUACACAUCGCUCCCGAAAUUGCCAGAGAUUUCUCGCUAAUGAUUCAAUCGAUUGGCAUGACUUCCGCCCUCGUCUGUGUUUUAUUCAUGAAAGUCCAAUAUGAGCCCAACGCAGUGAUCAUUGGAAUCAUUGGCGCCGUUCCAGGAUUCAUUAUCGGCGUCCAUUUCCUAGACCCAUUAUUCACGGGACCACAAAAGAAAAUGUUGUUCGUGUCCAUCUGGACAGCUUUCGCAUUUGCUCUCGGCCUUCUGAACGCCCAAAAGAAGCGUCCAACAUUUAAAGAAAUCCCAAAUUUUUGCGCAUGGAAAGCUUUUGUCUUGUUUCUUACGGGAAUUGUUGGAGGAAUUUUUGACUCGUUUGCGGGCUCCGGAAUCGACAUUUGUAUAUUCGCCAUCAUCACAUUGUUGUUCCGAGUUUCCGAAAAGGUAGCAACUCCAACGACAGUGAUAUUAAAAGGGUCGAUAUCCAUGUUUGGCUUUUACUAUCGGGCCGUUAUGAUGGGCGACAUUGACAUUAUGGCAUGGCGAUAUUUUCAAGUGACAAUUCCAGUCGUUUCCAUAUUUGGACCGAUCGGCUCGUUUUUGGGCACUCAUUUGCAUCGUCAGGUCAUUGCGAGCUUUGUCUACAUCCUCGAAGCGCUCGCCCUAAUCGGAUUCUUGCUAACGAAACCCGCGUGGAUUCUAAUCGCCGUCGGAGCCGCUAUAAUCGUUGUCGGAUUCGUCUUUUUCUCGAUUAUUUCGAAACUCGGUGCGAUUUUAAUGCAAAACGAGGCAAAAAUGAAAGAGAAAAGUGGUUUAGAUGCGUGA
Messenger RNA from Caenorhabditis bovis, 1170 nucleotides. Lineage: Eukaryota; Metazoa; Nematoda; Chromadorea; Rhabditida; Rhabditidae. The record is from the annotation of a GenBank genome assembly.